Ipomoea nil (Japanese morning glory) is the source of this 822-nucleotide messenger RNA. RefSeq lists its product as uncharacterized. Gene Ontology annotation, molecular function: RNA-DNA hybrid ribonuclease activity; nucleic acid binding. The record is from RefSeq and is a predicted model, not a curated record. Bases 1 to 822 code for a protein of 273 amino acids. The transcript has 4 exons. NCBI's taxonomy places the organism in Eukaryota, Viridiplantae, Streptophyta, Magnoliopsida, Solanales, Convolvulaceae.
AUGGCAAUUAUUCAGAAGCCUUGUGAUCAGUGGUUUUGGCAAUGGGAGCAGAAGGGUGUGUAUUCGGUUAAGUCAUGCUAUAAGCAGCUUACUAAGGUGGCCGCGAGUGACCGUCCAUGGGCAAGUAUUUGGAGCCUGCAUGUCCCUCCUAAGGUAGGUGCAGGAGUCGGCCAUGCAUCUUUUUGUCCAGUGUGGGGAGGCAGUUCGGCUUUGGAACAUGUUGGAGAUGCCGCAUAUUUAAUUGCAAAAUCUAAGUUUGUUAUGGCUUGUUGGAGUGUGUGGUGCAGUAGGAAUGAGAGUGUGUGGAAGCGCAUUGGUUAUGAUUUAUCUACCAUGUUGCAUAGGGCGUUGGCGUUUCUGGAGUGUUGGAGAGAUGCAAACGAAAAGCUGCUAGUUGGUACUGGCCACAUAGACACACAUGCCGUGGCUACUUGGACAAGACCAGUGCAUGGGAGGCUUAAGCUUAAUACUGAUGUUGCGUUAAGAGUGGAGGAUAAUGCUAUGGGAUUCGGCUGGGUCUUGCGUGAUGAUGGUGGUAAUUUCCUAGCUGCAAAGAACAUGAGAGUGCCCGGGUUGUGUACGGUUAGGGAAACGAAUGUGCUUUCUAUUCGGGAGGCGUUGAGUUGGCUAAAGGGCACUGAUUUGGGUGCUGUGGACGUGGAAACAGAUUGUCAUAUUGUUUUUAAUGCUAUUAUUUCGGUUUCUUUUAUUUCAGUUUUUGGAUACUUAGUGGAUGAUGUAAAGAACUUGGCAUCUGAGAUUGAAGAUGUGGAGUUCUGUCAUGUUAAACGAUGCGAAUUGUGCUGCCCACACUGUUGCUAG